This is a messenger RNA of Esox lucius (northern pike), 2152 nucleotides long. RefSeq lists its product as uncharacterized. Gene Ontology annotation, cellular component: membrane. The coding region runs from base 124 to 939 and encodes 271 amino acids. Gene Ontology annotation, molecular function: oxidoreductase activity, acting on the CH-CH group of donors. Gene Ontology annotation, biological process: lipid metabolic process. NCBI's taxonomy places the organism in Eukaryota, Metazoa, Chordata, Actinopteri, Esociformes, Esocidae. The record is from RefSeq and is a predicted model, not a curated record. The transcript is spliced from 5 exons.
UCCCAGGGUUCUUAGCGCGCAUGUGUCUUUUCAAAUCGACUUAAAUUGCCACUCCUACAUACUAUUAUGAAAGAAGUGAACUUUACGCAGGACUGGUUUUGAAGAUUCUGUGGGGGUUGUCCAAUGUUAGAUUACCAGUUGAUACUUCAGAAUUUACUGGAUAUGAUAAUGGGGACUACUAUAGUGAAAUGUGCAGCUACAGACCUGGGAAUCCAGUGGGCUGGAUGGGCCGUAGCAGCAGCUCUCAAAACUGAGAAGUUCUAUGACUUAGCUGGGUCCGGCACAUUUGUAUUACUCGCCCACCUGAGUCGUUAUUGGGGAGGGACUUAUCAUUUGAGGCAAAAUGUGCAGACGGGAUUGGUGACAGCAUGGGGAGUAAGGCUUGGAACAUUCCUUUUUAUGCGGAUCCUGAAGGACGGCCAUGAUCGCAGGUUUAACAAUGUCAGAGACAGCCCAGGGACAUUCUUUGUGUACUGGAGUGUUCAAGCUGUCUGGGUGUUUAUGACACUCCUGCCCACCCUCAUCCUGAACAGUGAGAAGCGAGAUGAGCCCUUGGGCCUGAGGGAUUACCUGGGCUGGGGGAUAUGGGGCAUAGGCUUUGCUGUAGAAGCCAUUGCUGAUCAGCAGAAGUGGCUGUUCAAAGGGAACCCAGAUAAUGCUGGAAGGUUCAUCCAGAGCGGGCUGUGGGGACAUAGCCGACACCCUAACUACCUGGGGGAAAUAAUGCAGUGGUCUGGACUGUGGCUCGCGGCAUCGUCUGUAAUGGUGGGUUCCCAGCAUGUCAGCGUGCUUUCUCCACUCUUUGUCUGGUUCCUGCUGCGUCACGUCAGUGGCAUUCCCAUCCUGGAGAAACAGGCCAUGAAGAAGUGGGGCUCGGACCCAGACUUCCAGAACUAUAUCAAGAACACACCUCUCCUCUGGCCAAUUCCUAAGUUUUAACGUGUUGCAUACAUACAUCCUUUGUAAUUUGGUGUUCUGGGACAAGGGGAAACUUUCAGAACAAGACCACUGUAAUCAUCAAGUACCCAGUGGUUCUUCUCCUACAGUCUCAUAUCAAAGCGCACACUAAAAUGUCAGGAUUUAACCUUUUUUGUAACAUUCGAUGUUACAAAUUCUAUACAGUUGCAGUGCACUGAGGUUCCUACUGUUGUAUGUUUACAGUCGAUAUAAUCUUUAAAUUCCACAAAGUUACCUUUCCUACCAGCUUUGGUAAUGUUUGAAUUCAGUCAAUGCAGUAGACCUGGACAGAGUUACAGUGGUACCUCUAGGUUUAUGUUAUUAAACUGUAUCAAGAGUUACAGGAACAACAGUGCUGUUUAGUUGCAGCAGACCUAACAGGCUGCUGCUGUCUUCUGAAUAAUCUGUACUCUGAUUUGCUUUUGUUCAAGUUAUAUAAGCAAUACUACUAAAAUGAAAUAAAGCAACAAAAAAAAAACUCAGAUGAAGACUAUUUCCAAAUCACAAUGUGAUUAAAGUACUAAUGAAAUUAUGCAGAACUGGAACUGAAAAUGCUUUAAUUAAAGCAAAUAUGACAAUCUUGUUGAAAUUCCAUCAGUUUGCAGGUUCUCUACAUCAAAUCAGAAUUAUUGUCCUGCAGUUAGGGAUUCAGAACAUUCAAUCCAGAACUAACCUACCACUGAGAUGAUAAUAGAAAUCCAGAACUAACCUACCAUUGAGUAAACAAAAUGAUACGAGAAAGUCAAAAUGAAGACAAGUCGAAGUUUUAGUAAUUAGGCAGAGCACUUGUAGUGCAAGCUACAGUAUAUACACAAUGUGAAAUGUUUUUUUCUUCUCUUCAAAUGUGUACCACUAAGUUGAAUGAAUCAAAGUCCAAAUGUACCCAUCUCACCAAGCAGACUGAUACUUCUAAGUAAGUUGAUUAUAGCCGAAGAAAGCAGACUUCUAAUGUCUUGUCAUUGCAAUACUGUGGCUAGUCUGGAUUAUAUAAAAGACAAACUGAAUAAAACAUGCAACAUCUAACUGCUAAACCAAGUAGACAUUUCAAAAAGUGAUUAUACAAACAAACAGGAAAAGAAAACAAAAAAAAAUAUCCCACUCAGUUUAGCCCAUCAUAAAAAACAAUGCAACGGUUUUACUAAAAGUGAUGCAAAGGUUAAACUGCAUGUCGGACACAUUAAUAUGACAAAAUCAG